Messenger RNA from Engraulis encrasicolus (European anchovy), 1484 nucleotides. Its product is annotated as bone morphogenetic protein 7-like. Gene Ontology annotation, biological process: BMP signaling pathway. The coding region runs from base 35 to 1282 and encodes 415 amino acids. Gene Ontology annotation, cellular component: extracellular region. Gene Ontology annotation, molecular function: growth factor activity; cytokine activity. The record is from RefSeq and is a predicted model, not a curated record. The transcript is spliced from 8 exons. NCBI's taxonomy places the organism in Eukaryota, Metazoa, Chordata, Actinopteri, Clupeiformes, Engraulidae.
CGCACAGUUACUUCUGGUCUUGUGCAAGUGUGCCAUGGUCGUCAAUGCCAUCACGGCUAAUUUUACUCUUGAUAAUGAAAUUCAUUCAAGUUUCAUCCAGCGACGCCUGCGGAGUCACGAGCGCAAGGAAAUGCAGCGGGAGAUUCUUUCCAUCCUUGGGUUACCGCACCGACCCCGGCCCAGCCUUUACGAGAAGCACACCGCUGCACCCAUGUUCAUGUUGGAUCUGUACAACGCUAUCUCCACCGGCGAGGACGAGCUCGGCGGGUUGGCGUACCCUUACGCACCCGUUUUUACGACACCAGAGCCCCCCAGACAAACUCCGCAAGACACUCGCUUUUUGAACGAUGCUGACAUGGUCAUGAGUUUUGUUAACUUGGUGGAGCCGAGUCUGGAGGUGCAGGCUGGCCAGAGGCACCAGAGGGAGUUCCGCUUCGACCUGUCCCGCAUCCCCGAGGGCGAGGCCGUGACGGCGGCUGAGUUCCGCAUCUACAAGGGCUACGUGCCGGAGCGCCACGAGAACCAGACCUUCCGCAUCAGCCUCUACCAGGUGCUACACCAGCGCCCAGACAGGAAGCCGGACCUGUUCAUGUUGGACUCGCGGGUGGUGUGGGCGGCGGAGGAGGGCUGGCUGGUCUUCGAUGUCACCGUGACCAGUAACCUCUGGGUCCUCCACCCGGGCCAGAACCUGGGCCUGCAGCUGGUUCUGGAGGGAAUGGAUGGCAAGAGUGUGGACCUGCAGAGCGCGGGGCUGGUGAGCAGCGCGGGGCCCCGCAGCAAGCAGCCCUUCAUGGUGGCCUUCUUCAAGGCCACGGAGGUGCACCUGCGGGGCGUGCGCUCUGCGUCGGGCCACAAGAGGGGACACGGCCACCGCUCCAAGGGCCACAAGGGGGGGUCGUCCUCCUCCCAGGAGGCCCUCAGAAUGGCAGAGGCCACCGCUGCAGAGAUCCUGAACCCUGAUCAGAAACAGGGCUGCAAGAAGCACGAGCUCUAUGUCAGCUUCAGGGACCUCGGGUGGCAGGACUGGAUCAUUGCUCCAGAGGGCUACGCUGCGUACUACUGCGACGGAGAGUGCGCCUUUCCUCUCAACUCCUACAUGAACGCCACAAAUCACGCUAUUGUGCAAACACUGGUUCACUUCAUAAACCCGGACACGGUGCCCAAGCCAUGCUGCGCGCCCACCCAGCUGCACGGCAUCUCGGUGCUCUACUUUGACGACAGCUCCAACGUCAUCCUCAAGAAAUACCGGAACAUGGUGGUGAGGGCCUGUGGAUGCCACUGACACCUCCUCCUCCUCCUCCAACCUCCCACCCUCCACCCACACCAUCCCCACAUCUCCUCCUCAUCCUCCUCCUCUUUCUCGCAUCCUCCUCAUUUGCCCCACAAUGCAUCUGUGCUGGUCACUGGCGUAACGCAAGUACUUCAGGCCCCCCUGCAAGCUACAAAGAAUGGGCCCCCGAACGAAAAAAAGAGUGCUUAAUAUC